This is a messenger RNA of Funneliformis mosseae, 638 nucleotides long. The record is from the annotation of a GenBank genome assembly. NCBI's taxonomy places the organism in Eukaryota, Fungi, Glomeromycota, Glomeromycetes, Glomerales, Glomeraceae.
UGAGUCCAGAGGAAGUACCAGAUAUCCAAAGUAUCGCGCCUGAUGCAGAAAUAGGCUAUAUGCUUGAACUUGAUCUAGAAGCUUCAGUGCACUUGCACGAUUACUUUGCAGAUUAUCCUUUAGCACCAGAAAAGCAGAUAAUUCCAGAAGACUGGCUUAGCUUGUACAAUGAAAGAUUAGUACAAGAUAAAGAAGUUGGAAAUGGUAAAUACAUGUCCGGAGAGAAGUUAGUUCAGGCUCUUUAUCCUAAGAAAAAUUAUGUGGUUCACUAUCAAGCUCUUCAGACAUAUAUGAAGUUUGGAAUGAAGAUUACAAAAAUUCAUAGCGCUAUCAAGUUUAGGCAAUCUCCAUGGAUGAAAGACUAUAUCGAGGAAAACAUUCGCAAGCGAAAAAUAGCAAAGGCCAAUGGGGAUGAGUUUGGGGUCAUGUAUUAUAAGCUAAAGAACAAUGCUGUCUUUGGUAAACAAAUGGAAAACGUUCGUAAACAUAUGAGAGUAGAAUUACUUCGAACAGAAGAGAAUAAAAAAAUCAGGCGCCUAGCAAGUUCACCAUUGUAUGUAGGUUUUAAAGCAUUCGAAGGGGGAAUUACGGCAGUCCAUAUGUUAAAAAGCACAGUAACUCUAAACAAACCAAUCUAU